Cynara cardunculus var. scolymus (artichoke) is the source of this 1938-nucleotide messenger RNA. Its product is annotated as protein NRT1/ PTR FAMILY 7.2-like. The transcript has 5 exons. Lineage: Eukaryota; Viridiplantae; Streptophyta; Magnoliopsida; Asterales; Asteraceae. The record is from RefSeq and is a predicted model, not a curated record. Gene Ontology annotation, cellular component: membrane. Gene Ontology annotation, molecular function: transmembrane transporter activity. The coding region runs from base 45 to 1847 and encodes 600 amino acids. Gene Ontology annotation, biological process: transmembrane transport.
UUGGAGCUUUGUAUCCAUAUCAUCAAGAGGAGCAACAAUCCAUCAUGGCUUGCGUAAACAUGGUUAAAAUGCAAAAAGUUGAGGAGAAAAUGGUAAAAAAGAACGAGGAAUGCACUCUGGACGGAUCAGUCGAUAGGAAAGGCCAACCGGCAGUCCGUGAAAGAACAGGAUCAUGGUUUGCUGCCAUCCUCAUACUUGUGAACCAAGGGCUAGCCACGCUGGCAUUUUUCGGAGUAGGGGUGAACUUGGUUCUAUUUCUGACUAGAGUGAUGGGUCAAGACAAUGCCGAAGCAGCCAACAACGUGAGUAAAUGGACCGGCACUGUCUACAUCUUCUCCCUCUUGGGCGCAUUCCUGAGCGACUCUUAUUGGGGCCGUUACAAGACUUGUGCCAUCUUCCAGGCCAUCUUUGUUGUUGGCUUGAUAUCGUUAUCUCUCUCAUCAUACAUAUUUUUGGUGAAACCUGAUGGAUGCGGCAAUGAAAGCACUCCAUGUGGGAACCACUCAAGCUUUGCGAUGGCUAUGUUCUACGUGUCAAUUUACCUUAUUGCCCUUGGAAAUGGAGGGUACCAACCCAACAUAGCCACAUUUGGUGCAGAUCAGUUCGAUGAGGAUCACCCCACUGAAGGACACGGAAAAGUGUCAUUCUUUAGCUACUUCUACUUGGCAUUAAAUCUUGGAUCACUCUUUUCAAACACCAUAUUAGGGUAUUUUGAGGACAAAGGGACGUGGGCAUUAGGGUUUUGGGCGUCUGCCGGUUCUGCAAUCGUGGCGUUGAUCUUGUUCCUUGUGGGCACACCACGGUAUAGGCAUUUUGAACCCACUGGAAAUCCUUUAUCAAGAUUUUGUCAAGUGAUGGUUGCUUCAAUCAGGAAAUGGAAGGUUAUGAUCCCUUCUGAUGGUGAUGAGUUAUAUGAAGUUGAUGGCAAAGAAAAUCCCAACAAUGGCAGCAGAAAUAUUCUCCAUACCAAAGGAUUUAAGUUCUUGGAUAGAGCUGCGGUCAUCACCUCGAAGGAAAACUCAAUUGAGAAUGCAGAUAUCAAAAGCCCAUGGCACCUUUGUACCGUGACACAAGUUGAAGAAGUGAAAUGCAUACUAAGACUCCUUCCGGUAUGGCUAUGCACAAUCCUCUAUUCCGUAGUAUUCACCCAAAUGGCCUCUCUAUUUGUAGAACAAGGAGCUGCAAUGAAAACCAACAUCGCAAACUUCCAUAUUCCUCCAGCAAGCAUGUCCAGCUUUGACAUCCUCAGCGUUGCAGCCUUCAUUUUCAUUUAUAGACGGUUUCUUGAUCCUUUAGUAGCCCGUCUAAAGAAAUCCAAUUGCCCAAAAGGCUUAACUGAACUUCAAAGGAUGGGGGUCGGCCUUCUCGUAGCCAUACUAGCAAUGAUAGUAGCAGGCACUGUUGAACACUUCAGAUUGAAGUAUAAAGACAACGAUUGCUCCAACUGUGAAGGGUCGAGCACUUUGAGCAUAUUCUGGCAAGUCCCACAAUACGUUCUUAUUGGAGCUUCGGAGGUUUUCAUGUACGUAGGGCAGUUGGAGUUCUUUAAUGGGCAAGCACCAGAUGGGCUAAAAAGCUUCGGAAGCGCGCUAUGCAUGACGUCAAUUUCGCUGGGGAACUAUGUGAGUAGUCUGCUUGUGACAAUUGUGAUGAAGAUUUCUAGUACUGACAGAAUGCCUGGAUGGAUUCCUGGAAAUCUAAACAAGGGUCAUUUGGACAACUUCUACUUUUUGUUAGCCGUUUUGACAACUGCUGAUUUUGUGGUCUACUUGUUAGUGGCAAACUGGUAUAAGUACAUCAAGUUUGAAGGGAGAAGUGAAAAAGUAGAAGGUUGCCAACAUGUUUGAAAUUCUAAUUUAUUCUGUUUGGAAUAAUUUUUUGUAACAUAAUAAUGCUUGGUUUUCUUUUUCCCUCCAUUAAUUGAUGCCACAGAAACAA